CCCAGGACCAAGAUCAUUGGUAAUUAUAAUAUUUAUGCUUUCUGUGUAUCAAGAUAGUGCUUUAUUCAUUGAUCAGGUAUUAUUGGUCUGCAUGAAUAUGAUCUACUGUUUAUACUCUGCAUGGAUCCAUUCCAAGAACACUCAACUCACUGUAUGUAUGAAUACUGUUUACACUUUAGGAUCCAUUCCAAGAACACUGUAACCAAUGUGCUUGAUGUCACAUUUAAAAUGUUGCAACAUCAAACACAUUGGUUUACUCGGUUACUCAUUGCACGCAUACCUAUAAUGGCAUAACAACAUCACAUGAUUGCGGAUUUAGGGAUUUGGGACUAUUAAUAGAAACUGUGGAGCUGGCAUAUCAUAACAUAACAGUUAGAUAAUUCUGUGUGUGUGAGUGUCUAAUUUACUGUCUGUGUGACCUGCCGAGUUCUGUCUGGCUCAUUCAGCUCCAGUAACCUGCAGCUCUUACCCUCAACUUUUUCGUUAUACUUCCUAUGAAUUCCAUUUGGCUUUGAACACUCUCCUUAACCUCAUUCACGAUAAUAUUAUAUGUACCCGUACCCAUGGCUAUGGCCUCAGGUACUAGAGUGGUAUUACCAUGGGAGAACAUAGUUUGUGCAAAUUGUUUAGACAAAAAUCCAUACGCCAUUUGGUUAGUAAAAUAUUGUUGCUUUGAUGCGCAAGCUCACAAACAACCACGGACAACUGUUGUAGUAAUUGAUGUGAAGAAUGUUAAGCUUGUCAGAGUUAGACAGAGUCCAACUGGGACCAAGACUGGAGGUCCCAAGAUGUGUAAACAACAAAUGUCUCGAGGCACAUGCAGAAAUGGAGAUAGUUGUACUAAAGCACACUCAGAAAUUGAGCUCGAUUGCUGGAAUGCGACUUAUUUCUUAAGACAAAAACACGAAGACCUCAUGAAACAGCUGGGAGUGCUUAAGCCCACUAUAUCAUCGGAAGUUUGCAAGCAAUGCCUGUCUGCUAAUUCGAGAGCUGUGUGGCUGACUUGGCUAACAUGCACUGACAGUAGCCAUGCCGGCGAAGACCGUGUCACUGUGGUCAUGAGGAGAGAAGCAAUGGAGUUGGUAACUAUUCCCGUAGAGUCAGGCCACAAAACACGUGCCUGUAAGGAAGGGGGUAAAUGCAAAAAAACUGAUUGUUCAUUUGCUCACAGUCAAGAAGAGCUUGAAUACUGGAAAUGGUCCAAAUUGAGUGGAGAAAUUUACAGAAAGCUGGAAAAAGUGUCUAUGGACGUUUGCAAGAGCUUUUCCUACCCAUGUGAUAAUUCAGCCUCUAUGAUGGAUACAGCCGGGUGUAGACAGCUUUCAUGUGACAACUACAAAGAGAAGUUCCACAAACUUAUCUAUCUUGAUAAUCUGGAGCAUGCCAGGAAGAUGGUUGCAGAGUGUGAUGGUGACCUGACCAUUGACAAUGAUCCUAAACAUGGAGAACUUCAAACAAAAGAAGUUCAUGUCGUGGGCAUGAGCAGCACGAGCAUGGAUUAUGCUUUCCAGAAACCAGUACCAUGCAGAGCAGAUAUUACUGUAUAUGGUGCUGCUAGUGCAAGCCACAUUUCCGGUAACGUUGAGAGUAAAGCAGACAAUACUUUGGUUGUGAGAAUUAAGGCAGGUCAACUACCACUGCAAUUGCCUAUAAAAGCUAACGUUCACUUUGAGUACGCUCACUGGAAAUUCCAGCGACUGCACUGUGCCAUUGAGUAUGCACAACCUCAGCUGAUAAAAAGACUCACGGCACCUCUACCUUCGCCUGUUCUAAAUGAUCUGUAUAUCCCUGAAUUUGAAUCCAUCCAAAUUGAUAGUGAAUAUCAGCCAAUAGUGUUGAGGAAGAUUUUCAAGGGUGGACUAGGCUCCCCAUUUCUUCUGCUUGGUCCUUUUGGCACUGGCAAGACACAUCUUUUACUGGUAGCUGCUUUAGCACUAGGAACGGCUGGUGGCAGAAUCCUCAUCUGCACACAUCAUAACAGAGGAGCUGAUACUAUUAGCAAGAAACUUGCCUCUGAGCCAGAAUUUGCUGAUAAAGUUCUUCGAUUAUACCCAAAUAAUUCAGAAGCAUCAAAAAAGCACAGGUUUUUUUGUAGUGCAUCAGCACCUAAUCUAAUCCGCUCUGAAUUUUCUUGCUAUACUAUUCUGGUGACAACUUUUACAACAGCCCUAAAACUCAUUGAGCGACAAGACCUUCAGGGAAGUUUGUACUUCUCCCAUAUUAUAAUUGAUGAGGGUGCACAAUCCAGGGAACCUGAGGCACUGGGAGCUUUAUUAAUGGCAGGACCACAAACCUGUCUCAUCAUUGCUGGUGACAACAAGCAGGUUGGUCCCAAUGUCUUGGUGCUGAGUGAUGUAGCCAGAAAGAAUGGCCUUGGUGAAUCCCUUAUUGAGAGACUACUGAAGCUCUAUGAACAACGAAUGCCAAAAAGCUUGAAUCAAUCCCGAUACUCCCUCCUUACAAACUAUCGAAGCCACCCCUCCAUCCUCAUGCUAGCAUCCACUUUGUUCUAUGAUUGCACCCUUCAGAGUCGCAGCACAAUCCAGACCCAUCCCCUGGCCUCAUACCCCAUCGUAUUUCAGUGCUCCUCUCUCCAACAAAAAGAGGUAGGGGUAUCCAGAUAUGUGAAUGAACAAGAAGCAAAACUGCUGGUCAGUAAAGCCCUGGAGUUUAUUACAACAUGGCCUGAAAAUGAUUUAAAACGGACACCUUCUGUAGCAUUAAUGGCUGGAUCGGAUGCACAGGUCAACUGUUUACGCUCGGAGUUUGCCAAGUUGCAGCACACCCAAGAUUUGUUGUGCUCUGCCAAGUUGCAGCACACCCAAGAUUUGCCGUGCUCUAUUCAGUUCUCCUUGACGUACGCAAUCCAAGGUAGCGAGUUUGAUGCUGUGUUUUUGAGUACUCACGAGCCAACUGACAAGGAGAGUAAACCACUUAACACUGUGCGGAGCAUCUGCAAUGAAUACGUCUUCAACACAGUCAUAACGAGAUCUCGAUCUCUGAUUGUUGUUGUGGGGAACCCAUUCCAACUUAUCAAAAUGAGCUCAUACUUUUCGAUCAAUUGCUGGUCUGAGCUGAUUAAGCGAUGCCUCGCCUGCCAGUCCUUUCAUCUACCUCAGGGCACAGUGGAACGACUAUCUUACGUGAUUGAGGAGCUUCAUGCAUUUGUUUUCUCUCUUGAAAACACUACCACAUGUACAAAUGACAGCAGCAAUGAGGGCUAUCGCAAGCUCUUUCUUUCACAAAAAAAUGAGCAAAUGGCCAAAAAGCUUGUUGAAAACCCGGAGAAUAUCAUUGGUACUAGACAUUGGUAUGAUUCAGAUGAUUCUGACACUGACGAGCAACAAGUUGCAACUGGUGAACUUGAGCUUCUGUCUCAUCGUAAGGGGAAGAUUUUGUCAGAUGACCCAGCUAUUUCAGGCCUUACCAUCAGCUUAGCUGAAGAACGACGAUGCCAUUUUAGUGGUCAAAAGGUCAGAGUUGAUAAGAUCUCAAAAAAGAUAAUUGUUGAUAUUGAGACUGCUCGAGAGUUAAAUAAGAAGUACUUUGGGCACACUUUUCUCUGUCGUGUUCAAGAAAACAGUAUGAAUCGAUUCUACCCGUUCAACAAAACCAUUCCUGUUUUAAACAAUAUGCCGAACCUUACAAGAGACAUUUCUUCAUAUGGGGUAGUUUGCUUUGACCCAAACAGCAUCGGCAACCGACCUAAAGCGUGCAAUUUUAUUCCAAAAGAAUGUGCCGUUAACAUGGUGUUCCUCGUGACGUAUCUCAGGUGGCGCAAACGUUUUCCUUACCCAUUAGGAAUAGUUACGGGUGCUCUUCCUUGUGGAAAUUCUGUUUUCACUGGUGACCUCCUCCUCAGGUUAGUACAUAAUAUCCCAAUGCCAGACAACCAUUUGCAUUGUGAAAUAGUGAGGAGUAAUUGUCCUUUGUCUCCCAAAUGCCGUGAAUUCAACAAUGUGAUAACUAUAGACCCUAAGGGAUCCAAAGAUCACGACGAUGCUCUAUCAUGUGUUAGAAAGGGCUUCAGGAAAUUUGAAAUUGGUGUUCACAUCACAGAUGUUCAAAUGUUUGUCCCGAAGGAUUCUGAAGACGAUCGAGUGGCUAGGGCGAGAGGUUGUUCUGUUUACAGCUCCACUGCUGAGUGCGUCAGUCACAUGUUACCACAGCAAAUAGUAGAAGCAGCCAGCAUACUUCCUGAUAGCCAGCCAAGAGACUCUUUUUCAGUCGUUGCUAAAGUUUUACUUUCUCCAAAAAAUUACGAAGUGCAUGGCUUUGACAAUGUUGAAAUUGUGAAGAGUCGUGUCACAUCCAAGUAUGAGCUAACAUAUGCAGAAGCACAGACAUCUCUUUUUAAUGCUGACAAGAGUGAUUCUUUACACAAAAAACUAGCUGUAUUAUGGGCUGUUACUUGUUACUUGAGACAAAAGAGACUUAAUAAUGCAGCCAAACAUAUUUCCGUUGAUGAACUUGAUGAAAUCUCAAACCCUGAGGCUCAUGUUUUAGUCGAAGAACUUAUGAUAUGGGCGAAUAAAAUGGUUGCUACAAAACUUUUUGAUGAUAAUUUUCCGGUGAUUCACCGAUGCCAGUCUCCUCCGAAUCAAGAAGAUUUGGACAAACUAGUAGCAACAUAUGGCCAUCAUAUGUCUGUGUCUCUGGAUCUUCAACAGCAUGUCGUAGACCAAGAUACUUAUCGAAGUGUGGAGAUACUACACGAAACACUCAGAGAAAUGAAGGCCGCUUUGGAAGAAGGAAACGUGAAAACUGCUUUGCAUCAAGUUUUAUUUGAGCAUCUCCAACCACAAGUGGCUGUGGCCCAUGCACUCUUCAACGUAAUCCGCAAUCGCGCUUCAUAUUGUGUUGCAGUUAACGGUGAUCCUCCAGACAAAUAUUCCCACAACUCCCUCAAAUGUGACCACUACACUCAUUUUACCUCUCCAAUUCGACGCUACAUUGAUCUGGUCGUACAGAGAAUGUUACUUGCUGCACUAAAUAAAGAAGAAGAUAGCCAUAGCCUCGAAGAGCUUCAAGAAAUAAGCCGAGAUGUUGGAGAGAAACUUAGAGAAGCUGACAAGUAUGAAAAAGACAGACAAAGUCUCGAUAUAGCACUAAAACUCCAGCAAUCCAGCCGUAAUUACACCUGUUUUGUUAAGAAUGCUGAGGCGGGUGAACUCACUUGGACAUUUCAUGAUGUCACAAUGAAAGCAGCAAACCGGUUUAUAAGAGGUGUUCCGUUGAAGUACCUCAAUGCCAUAACCAUUUCUCGAAGAGAUUCCUCUCCUGAGCCAGAAGAUGAGGAAACUCUGGAUGAAGAACAAAACUGCUCCUGGAAAGUAAAAAUUGCAUCUGCUGAAGGAAGUCCUCACAGCUUUCUUGCUAACCGCUUCCUUAUGGGUCAACGUACCUCUGCUAACAGCCAACUCCAAAUUAGCAUGUUCACGGGAGAGAAUGAGCCACUUACAAACGAUACAAACUUGAAACAGCAAUUACUCUACGCUUCCAUCUGCCCAUUCACACAGAGCAUAAAUGUACAUGAUUGGAAACAGUUGCAGAAGCAUGCUUGUUCUUCAGAUGCCAUUGAUCCAGAAUCUGUAGAAAGACUUCUCCCCUCAUCUAGAUCUCCAACCAUGCCCCAGUACAAGUUCCCAAACAUUAGCCAUUCCCCCCUAUGGGUGUACAAGCUGUGUCGCCCCCUGCAAAGCUGUGAAGUCCUCAGAGUACAGCUAACAGGCUGCUUUAACAGUAACACCCAGAUUAUCUCCCCUGCAGUGCAACUGCUUGAGGUGGGACCCAACCUACGAGUGUGCAUUCAGCACAACAGCAACCCUGCAGAUUGCUUCACCGACACUUCGCAAACUAAACCUCCUGAACGAGGCCAUGCUUCCAUUGAACAGUACUUUCACUACUGGGAGCGAGCUUUGUUGGCUGAGGCUGCCACUGCAAGCAUUCUUGACACAGAGCUGCUCAUCAUCACAGAUGUAAAGCUCGAAUGGCCAGAGUUAAAGCAAAUCGUUGACUCAACAGGUCAUGUAUUCUACAAGCUACCAACAGGUGGGCUCGAGGAUGAUCCUAUGUUAUACUGUGUGUGUAUGAAGCUGAGUGAAAGUUUCGCUACUUUUUCACAAGACUUCUUCAACAUCAAUGUCGGUGACUUGAUGUGUGUACGCUGCUUUGAGAAUGACGAAGGUGUGAGAGGUGUGUUCCACAUGGUGGUUCAUUCCGUUGCUGAGGAUUGUCAGUCAGUGUACCUUAAGUUUGUAGGAGAGAAAGCAAACUUCAUUAGUCCACUCAUUUUAAAGUCGCUGAAAAGGAUGUCUAACGAGGUUCAGCUCAUACCACUCACUCUCCCAUUCAGGCGUAUGUAUAAAAGUUUGUGUAAGCUGAGAUCGUCUCACAGAGAGAUUCUCUCCUCCGCAAUAGCGACUGGAAAAAUUCAUUCUGAACUUCCAGGAAAAGUUCCAGAUCUAGAGAAUGAGAAAAUGUUGACUAGUUGUGAAGCGAGAGUAGCAAAUUCAAUUUGGUCAUCAGAAAAGUCCGAAGCAAAACUACUAAACUGCCACCAACUCGGAGCUGUGCAGCUAGCCUGUCAUAGUGAGCGGGACUUUGUCAUGAUUCAAGGCCCACCUGGCACUGGGAAGAGCAUGACAGGUGCUCACAUAGCAUAUGCUCUUGCUGUAAAGCUCAAGAGAGAGCUUAGACAACACUCAGCUGAAAACAAGGACAACCUCAACCCUUGUGUAAUGUACUGCGGCCCCUCACAACAAUCAGUUAAUGUUGUGUUAGACAUUUUAACGUCAUCUAAGGAAGUGAAUGCCUCGGGUUUGAAAAUUGUACGUGUGUACAGUAACGCAAUUGAGAGCAAGGAUUUCCUGGGUCCAAAGUAUAAUCCACUUGUGUUUAACCCUAUCAAAGUGGACGGAGAGUGCAAAGAAAAGUUUAAAAAUUAUGCCUUACACCACCUAAUUCGUCAAGAGAAUCCAAAAAUCAAGGAAUUGGAUCAAAAAUGUGAGCAGCUCAAAAUUAAAGGCCUUAUUCCGAGUUUUUCCAAAAGGAACAAAUAUAGGAAGCUAGUAACAGAUACCUCGAUAAAAGUUUUAAAGAACAAUGUUGACAUUGUUUUGUGCACGUGUAACGAGGCUGGAAGUUAUCGCAUAACUAGCAGUGUUUCUCCUGAGUAUUGCAUCAUAGAUGAGUGUGCCAUGGCAACAGAGCCUGAGUGCAUGGUGGCAAUUCGAAGAGCAAGGAAGGUUAUUCUAAUUGGAGAUCACAAGCAGCUGCAACCUGUGCUCCGAAAUACAUAUGCUAUGAAUAUGGGAAUGAGUAGAUCAUUGUUUGAAAGAUUUGUAAUUUCCCAGAAUGUGGGACUUCACAUGUUGGAAACUCAAUACCGAAUGCACGAGGCACUCUGCGAGUUCCCAUCCAAUGAAUUCUAUGAUGGUAGACUAAAAACAGACGAAUCCGUGGCCAUAAAGCACGCUCAGAAGUUGGAGAAUUUGGCUGCGUUCUGGCCUCAAGGCAGGGACACUCCGAUGAUGCUGUGUGAUGUAGUGGGGAUAGAAGAGGAGAAUCACACUGGGCACAGGGGGUCUGCCAGGGUCGGCGUUGAGUCCAAGAGGAAUACCGCAGAGGCGAAGAUAAUUGCUGCAAAAGCUGAAGAGCUCAUCUCCAAGUAUGGUAUACAGCCGGAGGAGAUAGCUGCCAUUACUCCUUACUCUGCCCAGAAGGAGGAGAUAAAGAAACAGCUGCAACUGCUUAAAAUAGAUAAAGUGGUUGUGAAAACAAUUACGGAUGCUCAAGGAAGUGAGUUUGGAAUAGUUCUACUUUCUACCGUUCGAUCUCAACCGCUCAAGAAGCUGCCUACCACUAAAACUAAAGUAGGUGGCCGUGGAGAGAAGACAUUUGAUUUAGGAUGGAGGAGGGAGAACCUGGGGUUUAUUACGGACAAACACCAGAUCUGUGUGGGUAUCACACGCUGCAAGUAUGGACUCAUCAUAGUGGGAAACAAGAAGUUGCUGACGUAUGAUCUAACUUGGAGAAGGCUUGUACAACACUAUGAGGAAAAGCAGUGUGUACGUUGUUUCUGAGGAGGACUAACACAUUUUACUGGUAUUAUUUUAUUUGUAUAUGUAUAUACUUAGCAUAAUAAAUUUUAAGAAUAGCGCACAACACCCUUCCUUGACUCCUGUACCUAUAUAGAUGUAAAUUAUAGAGCUAGUUCUAAUGUAUACUUAUCAGUGUAGCACUUAAUUAUGGCUGCAUGCAUGUAUUAUAUAUAAUUAUACCCUUUUGUUCACA
Messenger RNA from Halichondria panicea, 8295 nucleotides. Its product is annotated as 3'-5' exoribonuclease HELZ2-like. Gene Ontology annotation, molecular function: metal ion binding; RNA binding; 5'-3' DNA helicase activity. The coding region runs from base 564 to 8084 and encodes 2506 amino acids. The transcript has 16 exons. Lineage: Eukaryota; Metazoa; Porifera; Demospongiae; Suberitida; Halichondriidae. The record is from RefSeq and is a predicted model, not a curated record.